Symbiodinium necroappetens is the source of this 4183-nucleotide messenger RNA. NCBI's taxonomy places the organism in Eukaryota, Dinophyceae, Suessiales, Symbiodiniaceae. The record is from the annotation of a GenBank genome assembly.
GUUGGAUGUCGACAAUGGUGCACUGCUCCUUCGUUCGGAGCCUGUUUGCGAGCUGCACGAGCCGAAGCUGCCGGACUCCCCCGGCACCGAAGAGGAUCCCCUGCUGGGUUUCGAUCUAGAGCCACCGUUUGCAAGAAGGGCAUCGCGAACAAGCCAAUGUCCGCAGACAUGGGAUCCGCACCUUCUUGGUGUUCGGCCGGCUGCACCGUUUCCCGCAAAAGCCGGCGCAGCCUUGGUCGUGAAGGCAUGUACGAUCUGCUGCGGUCAGCCAGUGGUGGGGAUCCAGAUAGAUGUUGAUGAGCAAGCACAGUCUUUCACCGACCGGACUGGUGUCUGCAUGUUGUGUGACGUCCGUGAUUCUGAACCAGAGAUGAAGGUUUUUGCAAGUCACGCUGCCUUUGAGAGCGGAUGCUGCCAAUAUACCGUCACUUCACACCCCAAGUCGGUCGCGGAGCUACCGAUUUUCCUUGAGCCGCUGGUUAGGCUGUUCACUGUGCCGGGCCCGAGAGGUCAGCUGGCUUUGCAGAUUCUGGCCGGUGAUGGUGACUCCGUCCUGAUUCCGGUCGAUGCAGAACCCUUUCCUGGUACCAUCCGCAAUGGGCGUGGCGAAGACAUGCUGUCGUCAAGCACAGGCAGUCCAGAGGCAAUUUCGCUAUCACGAGUGAGAAUCGCGCCAGAAGUGGAGGAGUGUCCGAUCUUUUGCUUGGCGAACUCGGCAGUGGAGUUGGGAGGGUAUGAGUGGCUCCCUUCUAAAGCGUUCCCAGCAGCAGGCAGUUGCACAUAUGAGGAGCUUUUACGGCUACGCGAGCCACGCACGCUAGGACAUCUUCGGCCUGUGGUGCAUGUAAAAGACAUUGACGACAAGACUCUCAACCUGGCCCUGGAAGAUUGCGGUACCGUCGACGACGCCGCCGUGCUGUUGAGACAAAGGCUUCACCUGAACCAGAGCAUAAAUCUGGCUUUGGCUGCCGAAUCUCCUGUGCCGGAGACCUGUGUGGACAGAUAUGCGUGCGGAGCAUCGCUUCUGAAAGGAUCUGCCAAGCUGUUUUCUGGCCAGCAGCUACAGAUCAUGGCGCGACUGCUCAUCACUGUGACCUUUGGAAACACGAAACUUGGUGCUCCUAACGUGCAGGUGGCGCUUCGGGAUUCAAACGAAGCUGCGACGACCGACAGCUCGGGUGUUUGUGAGCUAGUUGUCCCUGCCGGGCGUCACCACGUGCGAAUUGACCACGCCAUGUCAAACGAAGGCAGCGACGAAAUGGAAAUCGACGUCUCCGAAGUAGAAACACGCUUGGAAGUUUCGGUGCCGGCCUGUUUGUUUGUUUACUUACAAGCGCCGGACUCCGAGAUAGGAGCGAAUGCUCCCACCAACGUGUGGCUCUGUGCUCAUCAGGAACAUCUGCCACUGACAGCCUGGCCCGUCGCAGGAACGGUGCUACUGUCUGAUCAGUCCGGCACAUUGGAAGCUCCGCUUGACGGGGAGAUGCUGAGGUCCGUUGAGCUGUCCAACGCACUCGAGGGCAAGCGCAAGCCUCUUACAUUGAGCCUUGCCCUGGACUUGUCGGAGACCGGAUAUGUGUGGCGGCAGAAAAGCGAGAGCUUGCUUGGCACGCAAUCAUCUUGGAAGCGGCUUCUGGAGAAGCCCAUGUCGGUGGGGCGGCUUUUUCCUCCAAUUACGGUGCGCGCUCACUUCUACAAGAAGACAAGUAUCAUGCAAGUGGCGGCCUUCGACUGCCGAACUGCUGGAAAGCUUUGCGAGGUGAUGGCAAAGAGAUUCCGCAAAGCCGCUAGCUCGUUGGGAGUCUUUUCUGAUCAGAAGCGAAUCAGUGAUGACAAUGAGGUGCCAGCAUGGACGAGCGUUGACGUAUGGGCUCUGACCCAAACUACUGUGCUGCUGCGAGCGCCUUGUUGCUCGAGAGGCUUGAGUGGUGCAACAGUCUGCGCCUACUUUGACAUGGAGCGAGACUGGCAGGGGGAUGUCCAAAGAUCAAUGGAUGCCAGCUACGUUCCAGGAUCGCCUUGGGCAGAGGGGUCCACAGGUGGAGAUGGAAGGUGCGAGCUGAUGGUUCCUGACGAAGUCCACCGGAUUGAGGUUUGUCACCCCCUGCUUGGUCGCCGAGAGAUUGCGGUGGACCCGAGAGGUGCACAGGGGGAAUCUGUACUGGAAAUUUAUGCAGAACCUCGUGUGCAAGUCUACUCAACGCCACUCCCAGAUGAGGCAGACGGGGCCAUCGUACCAAACGCCGAUAGUCAGGAAGAGGUCUGGGUGUCGGUGACGGAGCCGCCUCCCGAAGCCAGGGGAUCGGAGCUGCACGGCACGCUCCUGGUUGACGGCAUGGAUGGAGCUCUUCGACUUGCGGAUGCUUCACCGGUUAAGUUGCCCUGGCGCAACCCCAGAAUGGGAGACCAAUGCCCCUUGCAGAGGCUUCGAGUUGAUACCGGCACGUCGAAGCCUGGCCCGGUGCUGGCUUUCAGCAGAAGACUCUCGAAGGGGUCGAGCCGGUCCAUGGCAUGUGUGCUGGACAGCCUCGUGGCUGGCCCGGUGUGUGUUGGCGCUUUGCUGCCAGCUGUGUUGGUGCAUAUGCAAGCUGUCGGGGGAAGGAAGGGCUGGCAGCAGUUGCCUGCUCCUUUAGCCGAAUGUCCGACCACUCUGGCACUUCGCAAAUGGUUGGGAAGCCGGUUUUCUCGCGAUCUCGACGAUGUGGGACUGUACAACUUGUCGAAGACGGGUGGACUUGGAAGGGCUCUUGCCGACGAUACGGUGCUGACUGCAGACCUGGAGCUGGCGGCAGCGUUUCUAUCUCCCCUGCAUGUGCAGGUUCUGCUGCCUGACACGCAAGAAGAGCAAGGCCUCAGUGGUGUCAUUGUGGAAGUCGACGAUACGAGCUACGGAUCUACUGAUGCGGAUGGCUGUAUCCAGCUGAUGCUGCCUCAUGGCAAGCGCUCUGCUUACUUGCGGCAUCCAAGCUUCGGAGACGGAAGAUUUCACAACUUCAUGAUACCCAGCCAAGAGGACUGCUGCAUUACAUUUGCUGAUGUUCGAUUGUACAUCUUCGCGACAGAUCCAGAGGCAGAUGCAGAUGACGAGGAUGCAGGAUGCCAGCCAUCCUUGGUUUGGAUCUGUGCAUCAGCAGAGCAGAUUCCACCUGAUGCUCUGGGGAUCGCCGGAAGCGUGCAAUGCCGCGUCGGCGAAAAGGACAUCUCUGCUUCUCUAAGUGCAUCGCGGCCUACCGAAUUCGUUGUACUGUCCGGCGAGCAAGUCUCAAGACGUCCCGCCUGCAGCCUGGCAGGCCUGCAAAUUGCAGCCUCACGCACUGGAUUCGAGUGGCAGCCGAAAGAGCCAUCUCCCCUGGCUGAACGGCUCGAGGAGCUUGGUGGUUCUGAAUAUCUACGCCUCUUGAACUGUCCGGUGGCCAUGGGGUAUCUGAAGCCAACUGCACUCGUGCGACUGGAUUCUAGUACCACGAUCAGCAUCUCCAUAGCGGAUCAUCCCACGGCGGAAGCGCUGCGGGAUGUGGUCGCCGAGAAGCUAGGCUUACUUUCGGCGACAUCGAUACAGCUGCGACUGCUACCGCUUGCCUCCGACGAUUCUGAGCGACUUCUGGAUGAUGGCGAGAGUAUCCGGCCCGGUUGGAUGAUUCGUGCCCAUCAAAUGGUGCGGGUCCACGUUGCCGUCGUUACAGCUUGCUGUGGUGAGCCGUUGGGAGAUGUGAGUGUGACGGCUGAGAGCGUCACCUGCCGCACGGACUCCUCCGGCACCUGCCAGCUGAUGCUGCCCAUUGGAGAUUGCCGUGUGCAUCUACAGCAUGCCUCGUUUGGCGAGAUGAGGCAAUUGCCGCUAAAGGUCUCGAAAGUGGAGGACCGGAAGGUGUGCUUCCGCAUGAAGCCGCGGCUCUUCGUCUACGCGACUGAUCCCGAAGAGCAGGAAGAGGAGGAAGAUCCGGAUUCGGUUGAAGAUGUCGGGCCAUCGUGGGAUCCCAGUUGUGUUUGGUUGGCUGCAGACGAAGGGCAGAUUCCAGAGGAUGCGAUUGGUAUCGGCGGCAGUGCCACCUGCUCGUGGCCAAGUUCGGCCGCUAGGCUUCGAGCACACCUCCGUGCCGAUCGGCUUUUAGGAUUUGAUCUUGGCCCGACUGGUUGGGCAGACUCAUCUGGGUCGUCGAAAGCUCGGACUGACGAGUUGUAA